AUGAACAUGGGAGUACUAAAAUGCACAAGAGGGGUUGAUUCUGAUGAUAAGAUUGAAGGACAAUUUGUUGGUGUUUUGUGUAAUGAAAAUGGGAAAAAUCGCAGCGAGAAUUAUGUCAUGUUUAGCGCGAUCUUUGCCUCUCUAAUUUCUGUGCUUCUUGGAUAUGAUAUUGGAGUUAUGACUGGAGCAAUUUUGUUUAUCAAGGAGAAUUUGAAGAUUUCAGAGUUUCAAGAAGAAGUUCUUGUUGGAAUCUUGAGCAUAGUUUCUCUAGUAGGGAGUCUAGCAGGUGGUAAAACAUCAGAUGCCAUGGGUAGAAAGUGGACUAUGGCAUUCGCCACCAUUGUCUUCCAGAUUGGUGUUGCCGUUAUGGCUCUAGCUCCCUCGUUUCUUAUCCUAAUGCUGGGAAGGAUAAUGGCUGGAAUCGGAAUAGGCAUUGGCGUGAUGAUCACACCGACAUACAUUGCUGAGAUAUCACCAGCUAGUGCAAGAGGAACAUUGACCUCUUUCCCUGAGAUUUUCAUUAACCUUGGAAUCCUGCUUGGUUACAUUUCAAACUAUGCAUUCUCAGGAUUCCCUGAAGACAAGAACUGGAGGAUCAUGCUUGCUGUUGGGAUUGUCCCAUCAAUUUUUAUCGGUUUUGCACUGCUUGUCAUCCCUGAAUCACCGAGGUGGUUGGUAAUGCAAAACAAGAUGAGUCAAGCAAAGUUGGUGCUUGUUAAAACAAACAAAAGUUCAGAAGAAGCGGAGAAAAGGUUGGCAGAAAUACAAGUAGCUGCAGGGCUUACCAGUACAGAAAAAUAUGAUGGAACUAUGGUAUGGCGUGAACUACUGCACCCAUCACCUGGAGUUAAAAGGAUGCUUAUUACAGGUUGUGGAAUUCAGAUUCUCCAACAAAUCACUGGCAUUGAUGCAACUGUUUAUUAUAGCCCGACAAUCUUCAAAGAUGCUGGGAUCAAUAGCAAUGAGGCGCUUCUGGCUGCAACAGUCGCUGUUGGAUUUAGCAAAACGAUAUUCAUUCUAACAGCUAUUUUCCUAAUCGACAAAGUAGGAAGAAAACCACUUCUUUAUGUGAGUACGAUAGGAAUGACUGCCUGUUUGUUCAUUUUAGGCUUUGCUCUUUGUAUGCCGGGGGAUGAUCCAGUUCGCCUAAAUUUGGCUAUCUUUUGCGCAUGCGGAAAUGUAGCUUUCUUUUCUGUGGGAAUUGGUCCAAUUUGUUGGGUUCUAACAUCUGAAAUUUUUCCUCUAAGACUUCGAGCUCAGGCAUCUGCAAUUGUGGCAGUGGCGAAUAGAGUCAGUAGCGGUCUGGUGGCGAUGUCUUUCCUCACGGUCUCUCGCGCCAUUACCGUUGGAGGAACAUUUUUCAUCUUUGCAGCAAUUUCAUGUCUAUCUGUCAUUUUUAUUCACAAGUAUGUUCCAGAAACAAAGGGGAAGUCCCUUGAACAGAUUGAAAUGCUUUUCCACUAUGACAAACACUCGAAAGGAUUUGAAGUAGAGCGCGGAGAUGUUGAUCUUCUAACGCAGAAUCCAUGA
Molecule: messenger RNA, 1530 nt
Organism: Oldenlandia corymbosa var. corymbosa
Lineage: Eukaryota; Viridiplantae; Streptophyta; Magnoliopsida; Gentianales; Rubiaceae
Source: the annotation of a GenBank genome assembly